AUGGUAAGACUGAAGCCUUACAUGCAUGCACUUAUGUGUGCUAAUCUUAAAUUUCAAGGACUUGCUAUAAAAGAAAAGAUGUACUAUGAUCAUGUUCAUGUAAAUGCAUCAGCAGUUGAUGGAUUUGAGGAACGCGUCACUUAUCAUACUGUAAAUACUACACUGGGUGUUGCUUGCACAAUAAUCAAUAUUGUCCUUUUAAUUGUUUUUCUUGGAUAUCGACCAUUUCGUACUCGUUAUGUGGUGAGUUCAUCUGGCAAACAAAGGGAAAGGGUUACGAGAGCACAUUUUUUGAAAGCUACUAAUCGUAGAUCACCAAUUUUUGUGCAGUCUACGACGUUAAAAAGCAUCUACAAGAAUGUAAAGUUUGAUGGGCGCAUCGAACUACUGAUCCAGCUGGGUAUCGGCGAUCUUAUCUACUCCGUAGCUGCUGUCCUAACGGGUCUCCAUCGGAUUCAACUAUAUUCAACAGCAGCUACUACACUCACAUUACCACUACUGAUCCAGCUGGGUAUCAGCGACCUUAUCUACUCCGUAGCUGCUGUCCUAACGGGUCUACAUCGGAUUCAACUAUAUUCAACAGCAGCUACUACACUCACAUUACCAGUUAGGACCACUGCCGACUGUGCUACAGAAUUGUGGUUACAGCUAAAACUAAUAGGUGAUUUGCUGAUUCCUGUAACUAUCUUCUGGAUGGGUGUGGAGAGGUUUACUGCCAUCUCGUUCCCGCUUUUUUAUCGAAUGAAUGUAGAUGGAAAGCCGUUAAAGUAA
This is a messenger RNA of Strongylus vulgaris, 771 nucleotides long. NCBI's taxonomy places the organism in Eukaryota, Metazoa, Nematoda, Chromadorea, Rhabditida, Strongylidae. The record is from the annotation of a GenBank genome assembly.